CGAGCAUCCUGUCGCCAUGGAAACGUCAACGUGAGUGCCUGACGUUAGUUUUGCAAAUGGCUGAGUCAGUGAUGAGAGUUUUAUAUGGCAAAGGGACUUCUUUAAAUUUGUCUUCAAGGAAAAUAAACAAGGUUCCCGAGUGUGUCUCUAGACUGACAAACCUCUCAGCUCUCCUGCUGAACAACAACUCCAUUACCGCCCUGCCCGCCGAGCUGCUCUCUCUACAGCACCUGGCUGAGCUGAAUUUGGGAAAUAAUGCCUUGAAGGAGUUUCCCGCUGUUCUGGGCCAUCUGGAAUCCUUGAAGAAACUGUAUCUGUUCAGCAACCAAAUUACAGUCGUGCCACCUGAGGUGAUAGGUGGCUUACAAAACCUUGUUGUGCUCAAUCUAAACCACAACCAGAUUCAAAGACUUCCACCAGAGAUCAAAAGUUUGAGUAGGCUUCAGCGUCUCAGUUUGCUGGACAAUAAGCUGGAGGAGGUCCCUGCUGAGUUGGGUCAUCUCACCAAAUUGUCUGAGAUAAACUUGACUUCCAAUCAUUUGUCUCAGCUACCUCAGCAGCUGUACCAGUGUAAAGAACUAACCAAGUUGUAUGUAGCCAGAAACAAGCUGAACAGCCUACCAGAGGGAAUUGGGAUGCUAACAAAACUUAAAGUUCUGGAUGUAGCUGGGAACAAGUUGUCCAUGUUCCCUGUUGAGUUUCACCUGCUGCCUCUGAACGAGCUCUUCUGUGAAGGCAACAUGUUGGUGCGCUGUGAGCCGAUGGCGUCAGUGCAGGAUGCAGAGGUGUUUUCAUUAAAGGAACUGGUUGCCAGAUUUGUGUUGCGGGAGGACAGGAACAGGUCCUCUCUGGUCCACAGGAUGCUUUCCCAUUACCCGAUCCUGACCGCCCUCUUGGCCAAUGGCAGCUGUUGUGCGAUCUGCCACGGCCCCUUUCUCACCAUCUGGCUGGAAUGUGUGCAUUUUAUCAGCCUGAGGAAGGACAUGAAAAUGAAGAGCACGUUGACUAUUCCAGUGCGAGCCCUUCUUUGUUCAUACAAGUGCUUUAAUACGAUUGGACACUCCUACUAUGGUGUUGCAGCAAGAUAAAUACAGGUUCAUUUAAAGGAGUCAGGGCAGAGGAGCACAGUGAGUGAGAGGGGAGAGACCUUUACUGGGAAGGUGAGUCUAAAUGAUUUUACAGAAUAGAGUCAUUUGUGAUGCAGAAUUUUAUGGAACUCAAUUUGAAUAUGAAAUAUGAAACAUUUCAGUCAAGGUGCACCAUAGAAGACUUAUUUACUUAUAAGACUUAUUUAUUACUUAUUUAUUUAACUUGAGCUUUUUUUUGAGAGUAAUGAUUAGAAAGUGGAGAAAGCCAAGUUACACACACACACACACACAUAUAUAUAUACUAAUAAAUAACUACUAAUAACUAAUAAAUAAUUUCUAUGUUCGCUCACAUCCUGUGCAUCUCCUUGGGGCUAAGCCCCCCUGUCCUUAAAACCUAGUGACGCCUCUGCUAAUUUAUUAAUUAUUUAAGUAUUAUUUUGAAAUAUUAUCUAAUAAUGUCCCAUGUAAUAAUAUAUCAGUCACAAGUACUUUUACCUUGAUACUUUAAGUGCAUUUUGCUAGUAAUACUUCAUAAAGUAAAGGAUUUGAAUACUUGUUCCAUGACUGAUGUUGGUGUCAUUUAAAUCUGUGGUCACUAGGUGGCAUCAAAUGAACAUGGAAAAUUGCUCCUCCACCGUGUUUGGAACCUCAACUGAUAGCAUAUCAUGUAUAAAUACUGUGCCAACCAUAGCUUUUAUAAAACCAACAACAACAGAAUAAACAUAGCAACAACUGA
Molecule: messenger RNA, 1824 nt
Organism: Larimichthys crocea (large yellow croaker)
Lineage: Eukaryota; Metazoa; Chordata; Actinopteri; Sciaenidae
Gene: lrrc69
Product: leucine rich repeat containing 69
Exons: 9
Coding region: 57-1088 (343 amino acids)
Cellular component (GO): cytoplasm
Molecular function (GO): protein binding
Source: RefSeq, a predicted model, not a curated record